Molecule: messenger RNA, 1716 nt
Organism: Cataglyphis hispanica
Lineage: Eukaryota; Metazoa; Arthropoda; Insecta; Hymenoptera; Formicidae
Gene: gbb
Product: protein 60A
Exons: 6
Coding region: 296-1561 (421 amino acids)
Biological process (GO): SMAD protein signal transduction; BMP signaling pathway
Cellular component (GO): extracellular region
Molecular function (GO): growth factor activity; cytokine activity
Source: RefSeq, a predicted model, not a curated record
CACGUGUUUUACACAGUGAAAAAAUUAUAGGAAUUGUAAAUCAAAAUAAAGAUUAGAAACUUUUCUUUUGUGAAUAAAUGCGUGAAGGAAAGUAAAGAGAAGAAACAGAUUAAAAAAUUACAAGACAAAAAAAAAUAAGUUGAAAAAAUCUGUUUAGUGAUUAGCGCGAGUCAAACCAACUCUUGAAUCUUGAAGAAAAAAAUAAUAGACAGGAGGACGGAGAGAAAAUCGAGAGGAAAGAUAGAAAGGAAAAACCUUGCGAUUAAACAGACCUCAGCCUCUCUUCAACGUCAACAUGUCAAUCUGGCCUCUGUCCGUCCUGUUGUUCCUCACAACGAUCCUUGGUGACCUCAUCAGCAUCGGUAGCGCCGAGAAGAUGAGCGGUCUAUAUGUGGACAACGGUUUCGAUCAGACAGUGGUCCAUCGUGUAGUUAGUCAGCGUGAGAAACGUGAAUUGGAGCAUGAGUUUCUGAAUCUGCUGGGGCUCCCGGAUCGUCCACGAAACACUAUCGGCAGGCCUCCCCAGGUCAAGAGAUCGGCGCCCAAGUUUCUGCUGGACAUUUACAAAAAUACUCUCGGCGAGGAAGAGAAUCAUGCGACGCAUCAUCGCAAGGCUGGGGAGUUCGACCUCACUGGCCAGGAUCUAAAGGCGAUUGAUCAGAGCGAUGUUAUCAUGACCUUUGCAGCACACAAUCAUCAUGUCCCCGGGGUGAGGCAUGAACGUGGGAAGAGGCUCUGGUUCGACGUGUCCGAAGUACCACCUCAAGAACACAUAAUUGGCGCUGAACUCAGACUGUAUCGCGAGGCGAACGUCAAGGGUCGCAAGAAUCAUGGCUCUCACACGAUCACGGUGUAUCGAGUAUUGAAAACCGAUAAUGGGACUCGAGAAUUACAAUACGUCGAUGCCAUAAAUAUAACGACCAGCCAGGAGGCUGGUUGGCUGACAUUGAAUGUCACCGCGGCUCUCGAUCAUUGGGUGAACAACCCUGAUGAAAAUCGAGGGAUAUAUCUCUCUGUGCAUCCCGCCGAUCGUUUAGUGCAUGAAGUGAGACCGGAAGAUAUUGGAAUCGUGGAGUUUCGGGGUGAGCCUGAUAAACAACCCUUCUUAGUGGGUUAUUUCAAGAGUUCGGGCAUAAGGGAAUCUAAAGUCCGUCAGAAGCGCGAUGCCAGGAGGAAAAAGAGCGAAUCCACCAGUUGGGAUUAUCGGAGCAAUCCUUACACUGAUCCUGGUGCGACAUUUUACUCACGGACAUGCAGAAUUCAAACACUGUACGUCAGUUUUCGCGAUUUACAGUGGCAGGAUUGGAUUAUCGCACCAGAUGGAUACGAUGCGUACUACUGCAGCGGGGAUUGCAACUUUCCAUUAAACGCUCACAUGAAUGCGACUAACCACGCAAUAGUCCAGACAUUGGUGCACCUAGUGAGUCCGGGCAAAGUGCCCAAGCCCUGCUGCGCGCCCACUAAACUCUCGGCCAUCUCGGUACUGUAUUUCUUGGAUGAAAGCAACGUCAUUCUAAAAAAAUACAAGAAUAUGGUCGUCAAGAGUUGCGGCUGUCAUUAAAUUAUCCUCACGAUAUUUCUCGAUUAUUUUCUUUGUUGGAUCCGGAAUCUCGGCAAGUCUAAAGACUAAUAAAUUUAGAAAAAGACAAAGGAAACAUGUUUUACCUCUCGUAUAUAUUGUUAAUUACGUAUUAAAUUAAAAAUUGACAAAUAUUA